Molecule: messenger RNA, 2392 nt
Organism: Cylas formicarius (sweet potato weevil)
Lineage: Eukaryota; Metazoa; Arthropoda; Insecta; Coleoptera; Brentidae
Exons: 3
Coding region: 76-579 (167 amino acids)
Biological process (GO): sleep; regulation of synaptic transmission, cholinergic; positive regulation of voltage-gated potassium channel activity
Source: RefSeq, a predicted model, not a curated record
CCGCUGAACAUUUAUUACGCCUUCGGUGACACAUUCUAUCAUUUUAAUUUCAGUUAGUUAUGAUCAUUGCGAAACAUGCGAGCGUUGUGGGUGUUUAAUUUGAUGUCGCUAAAUUUUCUCCCUUGGGAAAGUUAUGCUAUUCGAUGUUACCAGUGCGAUUCGAAAAGUUCGAACCAAUGUUUCAAUCCCAAUGAAUCGGUGUUCUGUAACCAGUCAUUUGUAGAAAAAACCCUAUCCUAUGCAAAUAGCAUUCACGAGAACUACACUGCAAUUUUUAAAUUUGACGAGUCUGAUCUUAGCGAGGACUUAAACUUUGCAUGCCUGAAGAUUUUGUCAAAAUAUGGGAAUAGAAAUGUCCUUUUUCGGGGAUGCCAAUUCGUGCCACAAGAACCUGUGGUAGAUAUUUGCAAGAGAGUGGAAAUAGCGAACGGCGACUAUCUGAAGAAUAUACACUGUUCACAUUGCGACACUGAUUUGUGUAACUCGGCACAUAAUUUUAUUAGUUGUUGGAAUUAUGCUUUCGACAUAAUUUUCACUGUAUUACUCCUUGUCUUAAAUUUUGGCUUGUUUAUUUGUUAAAUAUUUUUAAUCCAUAAAGCCAUCUGCAAAACAUAAAACUUUUCUAAAAAAUGCUCCGCCAUCAAAAGGCUCGCACAAAAAAAAGUAUAAUAACUUAAAAAAUAGAAUGAAUAAACACCUAAUGAAUUUGAUACCCCGCUCGUUCAAAAUAAUGAGGGAUCGCUUUUUGGGCUAACAUCAAAAGUCCUAAACAUAAUAGAAACGCGUGGCCAUUAACGUCUUUUGUAAUCCGCACCAAAACGUUCGAAGAAAAGCACAUAGCUUUUACGGAAGCUUCACUCGAAGGAAAUUUUUAAAUAGUUUUGGUUACUGGUUAUUCCCAAUUUAGAGAUUAUAGAAGGAAACUUGCCAAACGGAGCCAUACUAUUGAGUUGUUGGAAUGCAUCGUCGUUGGUGCUGGCGGGUCACGUCCACGCGCAUGUAGUUUGCGCCGGAUCAGCAGAUGUUUGAAUAAGCCAAAGUAAUUUUACCCGGGUAAACGUCAAAGCCUUUUCCGCAACGUUUUAUGCUUUUUGCUCUACGCCAUAUGGAACUGCCGAUAUGCAUUUAAUACCAGAUGUACAAAAUAGUUUCAUUAAUCUGCAGUGUACCUAGUACUUAGUCCGAACUCCUGUUUAAACGGUUGUAAUGUUUAGUUUUGGUUACUUUCAGGUAAAGACGUUCAUUUCUUCUUCCUCUUGUUCCUUUCACUUUAUUCUUAAGAUUGACAAUAGGCAAGUAUUUCACUUUUUGAAUUUUAAACUGUGAAAUAAUAUUGUUGAUGUGAAAAAUACAAUAUAAUUAUUUAUUAUUCCGUAAAUGUUCGUUUGCUGGGGUUCAAAUUGUGUCUUAAUAAUUACCGCAACGAAAAUCCAAAAAUAAUAAGGACUUAGAACUUUGUAUAAAUAUAUAAUAAAAGAACUAUGUUUUGGAAAUAUGCCAUUUCGUUCUAGAAAAUCUAGAAGCCAUUCUGCUGACGGGCUUUACAGUGCUGGAGAACAUAUUAAAUUCGUGUUGAUUAAUUCAUCAAUACAUUUGCAUGUGGCGAUAAUUCUGUGGUAAAGGGUGAAAUAAAUAUCAUUAAAUUCAGAUUUGUUGGACACUAUCAGCAGCUGCUUUGAGCAGCAUCAAUACAAAUAAAAUACAUUUUCUUAAAAAAUAAUUGCCACGAUUUAAUUUUUAUUGCAAUAAAAGAUAAGAAUCCACUAUGCUGUAGACAACUGCAUUUCGAUAUCGCUUUCCUUAACCUAUAAUCUCAGUAAAAGAAAUAAAGACUUGAAAUAUUUUUCAUAAUAUUUUCACUAUUAAAUGCUUUUAGCAACACAUAUAAAUUGGCUGUUAAAAUACCAAUACUAUAUUUAAAAUGUCACUAAACAAUUAAUAAUAUGUCCACGUGUGUCAAUCAUAAUAAGAUUGCAGCUAUUUUUAAUGCAUUUUGGGGGCCUUAUAUAUACCAACAGAAACAGUUAUGUUUCCAAUGUUUUGUAAAUAAACACGAAACAUAUUAAGCAUAUCUACAGGUGGAAAAGAUAUUUUUUUACACAUACUGCCACCAAAAUACACUAUAAAUAGCUGCAAUCUUAAUAUCGUUGACACUUGAUCAUUGUAUGUUUCGCUAUUUUGUUUUCCAACGCAAGACAGAAUUUAUACAGUGUUAAAACGCAAAGAUCGUAGUGCUUUGUCUGUGUUUGUUGUUUGCUAUUAUUGUAAUAUGUUGUAUUGUAAUAUUCAGUUAUAUGGGAAUGAUUAUUAAUUACAAUUGGCAUUUCCAACAUUCAACAGUAAAUUUCUUGGCUAUCUAUUAUUGAAAUAAAAGUGAUAUUUUUGCAUUUAA